AUGCUAGAACAUAUUCUCAAGGAAACAGAAAACGCUAAAAGCUUUAUCACUGUCAAAGAUGUUUGCGAAUCCGUCUUUAAAGGACAGAUGAAAAGUUUUCAAGAAAUAUACUCGUUAUCAUUCAUCGAAACCAGAGCAUCAUGUAUACUCACAGACCCUAGGCUUCUAAAGCUAUAUUAUAAUCUCAGCAUUUAUCAAUUUAGUACGAUCUUCUAUCAACUUCAAAUACUACCAGCUGAUGUAGUUUGGAAAGAGUUGUUGAAAUCGGAAAAUUCGAACAAAGUUGAUCCAAGGGUGAAUGACACUAGCAAUCAGAUCGAAGAUACUGGCAAAGACACCCCUUCAUGCAGCACGUCAAUUGUUAUUGAAAACAAAAAUAUGCCAGGAAUAUCCAUGAUUCCAUCAACAUCUACAUCCAUGAAUCCAGGAGACCAUAAUGAGAUUGACGGUGAUGCUCAGAAGGAAUAUGUUUCCGGACCUCAGCCGGGAAUCGGCAAACCAGGAGUUCAGAAUCCGACAAAUUCAAGCACGGAGCCUGGAAAACCUUUUGGAACUAAAAUAGAAGAUAAACCAACUUUUUUGGUAUCAUCAUCAAAUCAAGAUGGGUCCGAGCUGCUAAAUCAAAAUAAGGUCGAAAUUGGAGAUUCCAUGGAGGCUUCGGUAGUGCAAACCCCAUCCAAAUCAAACACGAACACUCCUGAUUUCGAGGACAAUAUACCUGACAUCUCCAGGCCGAAAGAAAUCUCAGUCGAUAAAUGUAUCGACUAUUCGUGGGAUCUCGAAACAUUUCUGAAGCAGAGAUCUUACGACCAAACAAUAGUGUGUGGCAAAGUGGAUCUUUGUUUGGAUGUGAAUUUGUACGACGAUUACAAGCUUCAACCAGUCCACAUGAAAGUUAUAUUAACCGCAAGAUUAGAUGGUUUCCAGUACAUCAAGUACCCACCGUUUGUUAUUCUUCCUUUGAAAUAUCUUAAGCCAGAAGAUGCGCUGAAGAGGCUCUACGACAUAUUUCAAGACACAAUUGAGUUUACGUUUUCUCCAGAUUCGGUUCUGAAUGAUGACUGUGUUUAUCAAUUCCUGGUGUCUACAAUCAAAUACUCCACAAAGUCCAGAUUGCUCGUCUGGGAAUCCAACGCAGCGAAUCGUAGCGAGAUAGUCAAGGAGUUUUUAUCGAAAAACAAACUGGAUGCCUUGUUUGUUCCAGAAGAAGUGGCUGACGUUUUUCAGCCAACAAACGUCUACUGGAAGCCUGCUUUCCAAGCCAAAAUCCGCCAAAAAUACGCAGAAUGGAGGACUAUAAGCAAGGAUAUCCCAUCUUCCUUGAACGUCUUUGAUUGGAUUCGAGUCGCCUGGAAUUCAAUUCCAGAAGAAACAAUUCGCGAGUCAUUAGUCGGUUGCGGUUUGGCAGGUUGGCCGGAACAGCUGUUAUCCACCAAUAUUCAUUGCUUUCAAAAGUACGGAUCAAUGGCAGAGGAUGUGAAGCGCAUGAUGGCUGAGAGAUGGAAGCUGUUCAAAGGAAUAACUAGAAGACAAGAACCUUGUUUUGAAACUUUUUUCCACAGGAACUUUCUUGUGGAGGACAGUCGCGAGUCCUCUGUCGUGCGGAAUGGCGAAGCUGACACAGAACCAGACGCUGAGCUUGACGCUGAACUUGACGAAGAAGCUAACGAAGAACCUGACGCUGGAUUUGACGAAGAACCUAGUCUCGUAAGACUUCCCCUUUCGAAAUCAUCAUAA
Molecule: messenger RNA, 1737 nt
Organism: Caenorhabditis remanei
Lineage: Eukaryota; Metazoa; Nematoda; Chromadorea; Rhabditida; Rhabditidae
Exons: 6
Coding region: 1-1737 (578 amino acids)
Molecular function (GO): nucleic acid binding
Source: RefSeq, a predicted model, not a curated record